This is a messenger RNA of Effrenium voratum, 1509 nucleotides long. The record is from the annotation of a GenBank genome assembly. NCBI's taxonomy places the organism in Eukaryota, Dinophyceae, Suessiales, Symbiodiniaceae.
GCUUGAAUCUACGUCGGUGGCCCUCCUUAGGGCCUUUCGGGCCUCAUGCCAUGCGUGCGGUGGAAGAGCUCUUCCGGCUGGACGCCGAUGGGGCGCGGGUGAAGGUCGUUGAGGGCUGCGUGCUGCAGCGUCGCCUGGAGGGGGCAAGGCUUUGGCGCCUGGACGCGCCAGAGGCGGCGCAGCCACUGCCCCUUGCGGCAGAUGCGGUGGGCCUGGAGCGCGGCCAGGUGGCCGUGCUCCACAGCCACGUUGCCAACACCUCCUUCAAAGGUUUGCUGCAGAUUGUGGCGCUGGACGGCGGCUUGGAGGUUGCGCGGUUGCCGCACGGCUUCGGCGGAUUCCCGGAGCUCCGCUGGUCGCCGGCUUCGCCGGCCCUGGCGCUGUGGCGCCGCGAGGCGCUGAAGCUUUGGCGAGGCGGGGAGUUGGAGACGCUCAUGCAGGCGCCCUCGGCGCCGGUGCGAGGUGCCUGCUGGAGCGGCGAGGGCAUGCUGGCGGCCUGGCCCUGUUUCGGCGCGGACCCGGUUCUGCGAAUUUGGGCAAUGACAGACCCGCUGACCAUGGAGCAGCUGCCUCUGGACGGUCAUCCCUGCCACGCCGCCUGGUCAGGGAGCAGCCUGGCAGCGGUGCGGAGCAGUGGCCAGGUGACCAUUUGGUCUGUGGUACACGAGGAGGGGGCCAUUCAGGUGGCGGCGCUGCGCGAGCUGCCGGGCUGCAGUCUGGACGUGCGCAUGGACACCUGGUGUCUCCAGAUGGCGCCGAAAGGCGGCGGCCUGGUGGCCGCGCCGCUGGAACGCCUGCGGGUCUGCGGCGCGGACGAGGGGAAGCUGCGGCUGGCGGCGAAGCUGGGGGAGGAGGAGAAGGCGCUGCCCGCAUCGGUGUUGGCUGCUUGGCCGCCGGCUCGCAUGUGGCGAGAUGAGCUGCGGGAGGUUCAGGUGGAGGGCUCUUUCUGCACGACGCACGGUUGGUCUCCAGAUGGCGCGUGGCUGGUGGUUGUGGCGCACGCCCUGCACGCGGAGAGCUGCGUCAAAGGCAGCCGCACGCAGCUCUGGGGCCAUGGAGUGCUUGAGCUGGACGCGCUCGCGGAUUGCCCCAGCCACGGCUUCAGCUGGACCCCUUCCGGGCGCCUACUCGCUUGCCUGGUGGAUGGCACAACGCGGGUGUGGAACAUCGAGACUGAGGCGCGGGAGGCUGCGGUGCUUGGCACGGCCUUCAACGCCUUUCAGCCGGGUGCAAAGUGGAGGAACUGGCCGCGAGGCGCCUGCUGCGGCCACUUUCUGCCCUUCCGGCGCGUGGCGGUGGUUUUGCGGACCCGGGAGAUGCAGGGCGACGACCAGGAUGGUGACUCGGUGGUUGUCUACGGCCCUCACUACCGUGGCUGCGAGUAUCGGCGGUUGCUGCUGGCACGGUCCAUAGAGGCGGACCUGCCCGCAGAUGGGCAAGCGGCAACCAGGAGCCUCGCCGCCUUCUUGGCCCUUCUGGGCCUGGAGACCGCCUUCGCCUCUGCGGAGU